CCCAAUUCAACCAAAACAAAACUUUUGUAGAAAACAGAGAAACCAAUAAACCAAACGGUCACACAUAUGAUUUGGCAAUGAAAUCUCAAAAACAAUCAAACCAGAUUAAACUAGAUGAACCACAAGAAGCAGAAGAACAACAACAACAACCAUUGUUACUUCAAACUACAAAAGUUGUUGAGUAUUUAGAACCAUUCAUGUCAUUAGAGCUUCUCUGCAAAUUCCCAGAUAACUCUGCUUAUGACUUUGACUAUUCUCAAAGCACAAUCUGGUCCCCAUUGGUUCCUAGACCCUACACUCCCAUGGAUUUGGAACUCAUAACUCCAAAGAAACUUUCCUAUGACUUGGGUUUAGGAGCUAGAUGCAGUGUCAACAAGGUUGGUUCUAAGCUUAGGAAAAAGUUCACUUCUUAUCCCUUCAAUCUCAAACUAGAUUUCAUUAAGAAACAUAGUAAGAACAAGAAGAUGUUGGCUUCUGAUUUCUCACCAACACCUCCAAAGAUCAAAGGUUCGUGUAACCCCAUCAUCAAUAAUAAGCGAUGGGGCAGGGCAUUGAAAGCUGCUUCAAAACAGUUCAAGAGAUGGAAGGUGAAGAGAGACCCCAUUGGACAUGUUAUGCUACCAAAGUCUUUCAAAGAUGGAGAUUUUUAAAUAUUAUGAUAUGAACUUUUUUAUUUUUAUUUUGCUGAUAUUGGUAUUCAUUCAAUAACCAAAAUACCUUUUUCCACGAUUAUGUAUGAGCGCAUAUAUUGGAAGUGUUUAGAUAUUUAAAUUAACUCAUCUUCACUUAAGUGUGACUCAGAAACUUAUUUAUUCCAAAUGUAUGAGACAUUAUUUAUUUA
Trifolium pratense (red clover) is the source of this 841-nucleotide messenger RNA. RefSeq lists its product as uncharacterized. The record is from RefSeq and is a predicted model, not a curated record. The coding region runs from base 78 to 650 and encodes 190 amino acids. The transcript has 2 exons. Lineage: Eukaryota; Viridiplantae; Streptophyta; Magnoliopsida; Fabales; Fabaceae.